Messenger RNA from Odobenus rosmarus divergens (Pacific walrus), 1944 nucleotides. It is a transcript of the gene SCMH1, whose product is annotated as sex comb on midleg homolog 1 (Drosophila). NCBI's taxonomy places the organism in Eukaryota, Metazoa, Chordata, Mammalia, Carnivora, Odobenidae. Gene Ontology annotation, cellular component: nucleus. Gene Ontology annotation, biological process: regulation of DNA-templated transcription. The record is from RefSeq and is a predicted model, not a curated record. Gene Ontology annotation, molecular function: protein binding. The coding region runs from base 196 to 1944 and encodes 582 amino acids. The transcript is spliced from 13 exons.
GACUGGAAUGAUGUUAGAAAACACAAAUAUGGUCACCUUUCAGAGUCUGCAUCCCAAUAUCAAGAAGCUACUGACAUCCUGGAACUAGGUCAUUUUACCUGGGACAAAUACCUAAAAGAAACAUGUUCAGUCCCAGCGCCUGUCCAUUGCUUCAAGCAGUCCUACACACCUCCAAGCAACGAGUUCAAGAUCAGCAUGAAAUUGGAAGCACAGGACCCCAGGAACACCACAUCCACAUGUAUUGCCACAGUAGUUGGACUGACAGGUGCCCGCCUCCGCCUUCGCCUUGAUGGCAGUGACAACAAGAAUGACUUCUGGCGGCUGGUUGACUCAGCUGAAAUCCAGCCUAUUGGGAACUGUGAGAAGAAUGGGGGUAUGCUGCAGCCCCCUCUGGGAUUUCGGCUGAAUGCCUCCUCUUGGCCCAUGUUCCUUUUGAAGACACUAAAUGGAGCAGAGAUGGCUCCCAUCAGGAUUUUCCACAAGGAACCACCAUCGCCUUCCCACAACUUCUUCAAAAUGGGAAUGAAGCUAGAAGCUGUGGACAGGAAGAACCCUCAUUUCAUUUGCCCAGCCACUAUUGGGGAGGUGCGGGGCUCAGAGGUGCUUGUCACCUUUGACGGGUGGCGAGGGGCCUUUGACUACUGGUGCCGCUUCGACUCCCGGGACAUCUUCCCUGUGGGCUGGUGCUCCUUGACCGGAGACAACCUGCAGCCGCCUGGCACAAAAGUUGUGAUUCCAAAGAAUCCCUAUCCUGCAUCUGAUGUGAACACUGAGAAGCCCAGCAUCCACAGCAGCACCAAAACUGUCUUGGACCAUCAACCAGGGCAGAGGGGGCGUAAACCAGGAAAGAAGCGGGGCCGGACACCCAAGCCCCUAAUUCCCCACCCCAUCUCUACCCCAUCCAAGUCAGCUGAACCUUUGAAAUUCCCAAAGAAGAGGGGUCCCAAACCUGGCAGUAAGAGGAAGCCUCGGACUUUGCUGAACCCACCACCCACCUCACCAACAACCAGCACCCCUGAACCGGAUACCAGCACUGUACCCCAAGAUGCUGCCACCAUCCCCAGCUCAGCCAUGCAGGCCCCCACAGUUUGUAUUUACUUGAACAAGAAUGGCAGCCCAGGCCCCCACUUAGAUAAGAAGAAGGUCCAGCUGCUCCCUGACCAUUUUGGGCCAGCCCGCGCCUCCGUGGUGCUGCAGCAGGCUGUCCAGGCUUGCAUCGACUGUGCGUACCAUCAGAAAACCGUCUUCAGCUUCCUGAAACAGGGCCACGGCGGUGAAGUGAUCUCAGCCGUGUUUGACCGUGAACAGCACACUCUCAACCUCCCAGCCGUCAACAGCAUCACCUACGUCCUGCGCUUCCUGGAGAAACUCUGCCACAACCUUCGCAGUGACAAUCUGUUUGGCAACCAGCCCUUUCCACAGGCUCCCUUGCCACUCACCGCCCCCGGCUACGGCCACAGCCACGACAGGUACCUACCAGGUGAAAGCUUUGUCCUGGGGAAUAGUCUGACCCGGUCUUUGGAGCCACACUCAGACUCAAUGGACUCUACCUUGAAUCCCACCAACCUUGUCAGCAGCUCCCAAAACCUUCGAACCCACGGGUACCGGCCGUUGGUUCCAUCCUGUGGCCUCCCGCUGAGUACCGCCUCAGCUGUGAGGAGGCUGUGCUCCGGGGGGUCGGACCGAUACCUGGAAAGCCGGGAUGCCUCUCGACUGAGUGGCCGGGACCCCUCCUCAUGGACAGUGGAGGACGUGAUGCAGUUUGUCCGGGAAGCUGAUCCUCAGCUUGGACCCCACGCUGACCUCUUUCGAAAACACGAGAUUGACGGCAAGGCCCUGCUCCUGCUGCGCAGCGACAUGAUGAUGAAGUACAUGGGGCUGAAGCUGGGGCCCGCGCUCAAGCUCUCCUUCCACAUUGACCGGCUGAAGCAGGGCAAGUUCUGA